GAUUGAUUGAUUGAUGAUUGAUUUCUUACUCGCGUUAGAAACAUUGUCAACAGAACACUGAGUCUCGAGACUCUUCUCUGACUCAGUUGCAUCGUUUUCUUCUUUGAUCUCAAACCUGCGAAAACAAUGAGUUCUGAUUAUGGAUACACUGUUGAAGUUACUGGUCUUUCACCCAACGCCACUGAUAAAGAUGUCUAUGAAUUUUUUGCUUUCUCUGGUGCUAUUCAUCAUGUUGAAAUUAUCAGGUCUGGUGAUUAUGCUUGUACUGCUUAUGUGACCUUCAAAGAUGCAUAUUCUCAAGAAACUGCAUGCUUACUCAGUGGAGCCACAAUUUUAGAUCAACGUGUAUGCAUAACACGCUGGGGGCAAUAUGAAGAUGAAUUUGAUUUUUGGAACAGGCCCUCUCAUAGUCAUGAGGAUGAGUAUUCUUCAACUACACAACAUAACAGUCAAUUUGUAUCAUCUGCUGGAGAAGUAGUUACUAUGACUCAAGAAGUCGUCAAGACCAUGCUAGCAAAGGGAUAUGUUCUAAGUAAGGAUGCAUUGGCCAAAGCUAAAGACUUUGAUGAGUCGCAUGGAGUUUCUGCCACUGCAACAGCCAAGGUUUCUGAAUUAAGCCAGAGAAUUGGCCUUACUGAUAAGCUAUCUGCUGGUUAUGAAGCUGUUAAAUCUGUCGAUCAGAUGUACAAUGUCUCUGAAACAACCAAGGCAGCUGCAUCUGCAACUGGAAGAUCAGUAGCUGCGGCCGCAAACUCUGUGGUAAAUAGUAGCUAUUUUUCGAAGGGAGCCUUGUGGAUGUCCGGUGCUCUAACCCGAGCGGCUCAAGCUGCAUCUGAUUUGGGUAACCGUGGUACUAAGCAGUAAGGCAAUGAAAUUGCUCUAGUCUUACAUUGGUUGUGUAUAUGUCUGCCUCUGCCAUAUAGCUUCUCUAACUUUUACAGCAUCAAUAGUGUAUAAUAAUAAUACUUUAGUUCCUACCUUGUAUACUUUCUUUGGUGCUAGUCCCUACAGAAAAUUUGUAUCGGUUUUAAUCCGAAAAAAUACUAUGAUUUGCUUUUGAUUCUCGUAAUAUUUUUAAUUGGUCCUUGGAUAGUUGAAUUGUAUGUAGUCCCUUGCCAUCAAUUAUUUUUACUGCAAGAAAAUCACAUGAACAAAUA
Trifolium pratense (red clover) is the source of this 1157-nucleotide messenger RNA. Its product is annotated as binding partner of ACD11 1. The transcript has 5 exons. Gene Ontology annotation, molecular function: RNA binding. The coding region runs from base 127 to 864 and encodes 245 amino acids. NCBI's taxonomy places the organism in Eukaryota, Viridiplantae, Streptophyta, Magnoliopsida, Fabales, Fabaceae. The record is from RefSeq and is a predicted model, not a curated record.